AUGUCUAUCAGAGGCCUCCCAGACGAACGUCCCCGUCCAAGCGUUGCCAACCUCAUCGGGCGAUUCGAACAACGCGCUAACAAACGUCAAUCCUCUGUCGGUGCGUCUGCCUCCCCGACGGGCUCACCAUCACCUUCCCGCUCGACAAGUGCGAUUAGCACCAAUACGGGUGAUGCUGCGCAGAUUGAGGUGAAGGAGAAGAGGGAGUGGCCGCCUAAGUCACCUUUUCCUACGACUACGACUGGGACUACGACUACUGGUGAUAAAGACAAGGAGAAGGAGAGCGAGUUCACAGCUGCUGCUGUGAGCAAGCUGGAGAGGAGUGGGCUGGUUAGUACGGGAGGUAUUGGUGCUUCUAGCGUAGGGUCCCCACCACCACCACCAUCGUCAGCGGCAUCGGAGAAGCAGCAGGAUGAGGUACCGUCGUCGUUAUCUGCGUCGGUGGAGAGUAUCGCAAAGUCUGCUCCGGAGGCUACGUCGAACUCAAAUACGCAAGACAACUCGGUAGUUGAGGUGGAGUCUAACAAGGCGAAGGACGUGCAGACGACGCCUGCACGCGCUACGGCUACAGGCAAGAUAACGACGAGCAAGAGUACGCCUGCGAGUACUAAUACUACAUCUCCAAAUAACUCGGCUUCGCGUACUACUACGGCGCGAAGUAGUGUAGCUGGCAGACCUUCUACUGUCAAGUCACCAACUUCAACACCAAACAAACCUUCUUCAACACCUUCUGCGAAGCCGCUUUCUGCUCAACGGACGGGAACUUCAACAGGUUCUGGUGGUGCUUUACGGCUUGGUGCAAAGAGCCCGCCUACCUCAACUACCUCUGCACGCGCAAAAACGCCUACAGCGCCUCGCGCCUCCACCUCAGGCUCUCUCUCUAAAUCUACUCGAGCAAAGACACCAACAGCAUCCCCCGCUUCUCGCGCAAAGACUCCCACCGCUCACCCACCUCCACCUCCACCUCACAACCCAACAAGACCAAAAACACCUUCAUCAGGUCUAUACGCCCCAACAAAAGCCUCACUCGCCAAAGCCCGCAAUGCAGAUGCACACCCACCAGUACCGGUACAGAAGGCGAGUGUACCGAGUGGUUCGUUGGAGAGGUUGAUGAAGCCUACUGCGGCGAGUAAGUCGAAGGUUAGGGAGACGCCUGUUAGUCCGCCGCGUGCGAGUACUGCUGUGAAGAGGGGUGGUGCACCUACGACUGCUGCUGGUGCGACGACGAGAGGUGGGAGUGGGGGUGUGAAGCCUCGUGUUGGGUUGGCGCCUGCGAGGAUGAAGACGGAGAGGGAGAAGAAAGGAAAGGAGGAGGGAGUGAAAAGAGGGAAGAGCGCCGUAGCUGAAACUACUGCUGGGGAUUUGGGGAAGGCUGUAGCUGCGGUGACGAGCGGAGACGAGUCGAUUUCACUCGAUCAUUCUGUUCAUUCUAUCUCUACGACUUCCGAGAACGAGAAUGUCUUAUCGGAAGGGACACCGUCUCACCUCUCACAAUCACAAUCGCAGUCAGAACACGAAACCGAGGAAGACGAAGACGAAAAGAAACGCUUAGAAAGAGAACGAGAGAUACCCUCCGAUAUCGAGAGCUACGACGACGCGUUUGCGUCUGAUGACGAGGACAAUGAGAAGAAGUUGGAGUUGUUGGAUAGUGCGCGGAUCGUCUCUUUGAAACCCCGAGAGGAAGAGGGGGAAGUGGAGGGCGUGUCGUUUGAUGCAGUGGUGAAUGAAGAGGUUGAGACUGGGGUUUCUUCCGUUAUUGAAGAGGGUGCGGGUGCUGAGGAACAUGAGCACGUUGAGUCAGAGGUUGAAGAACCGAAGCAAGGCUCAGUAGCAGAAGCGGAAGCAGGAACAGAAUCACCAGCUCAUGCAGAGUCAGAGCCAGAAAACACACCUGCAGUCGAAAUAUCCGUUCCCACCACCUCCUCCCAACCCGAGACCGAAGUCGAACUCGAGGUCAACAAUAAUAAUACCGAGGAUGCGUUCGCGAACGGCGGUGCUGCUACACCCACACCUACCUCACUCACUCACAAACAUACCCUUAACGGAGGAAUUGGAGGAACGGGAACGGUGGUGCCGGAAACGGAAUUCGACAACGUGUUAGACAUGUUAGCUGUCAAACCUCCCAUGAAGAGUUUGUCGCUUGGGGAGAUACCUGAUGAAGAAUAAGAAUAAGAAUAAGAAUGAAAGACUGCGAAAUUGGUUUUGAGUAGAGAAAUGAGUUUUUUUCAAGCUUGUAGAACCUCCUCUUCCUCUUUGGCG
Molecule: messenger RNA, 2259 nt
Organism: Fomitiporia mediterranea MF3/22
Lineage: Eukaryota; Fungi; Basidiomycota; Agaricomycetes; Hymenochaetales; Hymenochaetaceae
Exons: 1
Coding region: 1-2166 (721 amino acids)
Source: RefSeq, a predicted model, not a curated record